Messenger RNA from Nerophis lumbriciformis (worm pipefish), 1329 nucleotides. NCBI's taxonomy places the organism in Eukaryota, Metazoa, Chordata, Actinopteri, Syngnathiformes, Syngnathidae. The record is from RefSeq and is a predicted model, not a curated record.
AUGCCCGCUAUUCAAAGCUUAACGAUGGUAUACGACGCGCUGAAUGAGGACGGGACGUUCUCCGAGGGGGACCCGCUCACUGGGAAAGUAACGCUGGCCUUGGAAAAGCCCACGGCCAUCCAGAGCUUCUUCGUCAAAGUGAAGGGGGACGCUCAAGUGCGCUGGACGACGAGGAGUGGAAACCACAAUCACACGCACUCGGCACGCCGCAGAUACUUCAAACUCAAGCACUUUUUCUCCGAGGAAAGCGCCACCGAGACUGUACUUCCCCAAGGUGUCCAUGUGUAUAACUUCAGCUUUACCUUACCGUCAGUGAGCAUGCCUUCAAGCUUCAGGGGCACCUAUGGAAAGAUUGUCUACAUGCUUGAAGCCAAGUUGUCUAGAAGUUGGAAAGUGGACAAGACUGUUGAAAGAGUGAUCGUUUUUCACUCAAAGUCCUUCCCAAAUCUGCAAUCUCUGAUGUUACGGCAAGUUGCUGUAAAAGACAAAGAGUUGGGGAUUUUCUCAAGUGGAAAAGUGCACAUGGAAGUCACUGUUGAUAGGACAGCGUACGCCCCAGGAGAAACCGCCAUGGUUGUUGCCAAAAUCAACAACAACUCAUCCAGUGACAUGAUUCCCAAAGUGCGUUUAUCCCAGGUGAUUGUAUACACUGCCAGCAGUAGUACCAAACAUGAAAACGGCACUAUCAGCAAACUCGUCGGACAUAAUAUUAGACCCCACUCAGAGGAGGAGGUCAGGUGGGAAGUGAAAAUUCCCAUCAAUAUGCAGCCAGCCAUCAAAAACUGCGAAAUCAUCUCAGUGGACUAUUACUUAAAGGUAUAUCUGGACAUCAGUUUUGCCUUUGACCCUGAAGUGACGUUCCCAGUUAUCAUCAUACCACGGAACCUCGCCUCUGUUGGUCAGCCUGCCGUUUCUGGGAUUGGCUGGGGCCAACAAAACAGUGACUUCCACGCCGGCGCAGCCAGUGCCCCUUUUUAUCCCCCUUCGCCAAACAGAUACCAAGAAGUGUCUGGUUUCAAGAUCCGAAACAAGCUGCUCGGCAUGGGCUGGAAAAUAACCAUGCUGGUUUUAAGCUCUUUGGCUCUCGUCCUUGGAACCAUCAUUCUUAUUUUCAACGUUUACUCCAAUAGAAGGAAGAAGGUGGUGUGUGUUUUGAAGUCGUACACUCCAAGACAAGAUCAGGGCAUUCCGGGGUCCCCCGUGCCCAGUGAGAGAGCCCCACUAACGGAGCAUGCCAUGCGCCAGCCACUCUCCUCACCUACAAUGCAGCGAGGAGAAAUUCUGAUUGAGUGGAAAGAUGGCACUGUGACACCACUGUAUGAGGCCUAA